Marasmius oreades (fairy-ring Marasmius) is the source of this 2338-nucleotide messenger RNA. RefSeq lists its product as uncharacterized. NCBI's taxonomy places the organism in Eukaryota, Fungi, Basidiomycota, Agaricomycetes, Agaricales, Marasmiaceae. Bases 40 to 1971 code for a protein of 643 amino acids. The transcript has a single exon. The record is from RefSeq and is a predicted model, not a curated record.
GAAAACCGUUGUGCUCGUCGCGUCAAACGUCUGCGAGCCAUGUCCAGCUCGCUGGUACGGGCAACAGUUCGACGAUUAGGUAUCUAUUCAACGCGACAUUUAUCCUCAAUCUCUCUCCCCAUAGACAGUAUCGACUUCAGCACCGCUAAAGAUUCUCCACUGAGCUCACCUUCCCCAUCUCACCCUCAAACCCCUCCACUAGUGAAGAAAGCGCGACCCUCCUUUCAAGAACAAAAAUUAAACGAAUUGUCGCAGGUACUUGCUUCAGGAACACCUUCAGAAGUAUGGAGUCACUAUGUUAGCUCGACCAACCUCCUCGGUUCGACAACCCUACCACUCGAGAUACAUCAAGAAGUCUUGAGGAAAUGCACGCCUUCAUUCCAAGAACUCCGUACAAAUUCAGCCCUCAUGGUUCCUCGUGAUUUUACUUCCUCUCCUCAUCAACACGAAGGCCGUCUUCAAACCGUCAUCCGCAACAUCCGUACUGCUGGUACCCCUUCCAUAACCGACUAUCACUUCAUUCUCGCACAAUUUGCUGCCGUUGGGCAUUAUUCAGGGUCAAUGCAGGUUUUUAAAGAGAUGUUACAUAUGAACAUGUCCCCGCGUGGAUUGACCUAUUUCCUAUGCCUGCAAGCUAUUGCCCACAGGCUUACCCUCCCUGAACCUUCCGUCACCAAGUCCCAAAGAACCGCUCAAGCUCGACGGCUGCUCACGGAACUCAUGACAGACAUGUCACGGCGUAGAAUUCCUUUCACUUCCGUUACAGUCGAUCUCUGUGCACGUAUCAUGAAGGACGCGGGUGACACCGAAGGUUUUGAGGAUGUGGUCAAGCUAGGAUACGGAAUUGAUAUGUCAAAUCCUGAUCAUCCACCAUUAGAAGCUCUCGGGAUGGAAAACCCAACUCUCACCAUGACAGACUCGCAACCUCUGAAAUUCUUCCCACUCUCCACACCUGGUCUGAAUACCAUAAUAGAUAUGUAUGGUCGUCGACGCGACGUAUCAAAGCUCGUACAGGUGUUCGAGGUUCUCACUGCACCUUUACCUGUUACAACCAACAGCCCAUCUUCGUUUGAUGACGAUGACGAUUUUGGUAUUCUCGACCGGGAUUCAUCCCCUCCAAUGCCAAUCCUCGUCGCUCCUUCCACAUCUCCCAAUACCACAUCGUUUGCGUACAUGGUGCGACAUAUAUGUCAAGCCAACCACAUCCCUCUAGCUCGUCACUAUCUCCUUCUCGCAAUGAAUUUUGAGGAAACUGCGGAAAACGAUACUCGUGUCGCGUUGGAAUCGAGACCCAUAUCUGAAGUCCCGGCUCCCAAGGUUGCGGUCAAUGGACAUAUGGUCACUUCCUUGCUUGGUCUAGCGAACAGGAAUCAGCGCGUUUCGUUGACACGCUGGAUACAAUCUCAACUGUCCACCAUUGUUAAGAGAAAGCAAGAAGCUCUCACGUUUUACACUUCUUUCCGAGCGAUGUUGAUCGCUGAAAAUCGAUAUCAAGCGAAAAAGAUGUCUUCGAAGGACGAAAAAGCGGCUGGAGAAGUGGCGGUCGAAUUGGACCUUUCUUCCCCUGUAGCAUCUAUCGAUGAAGACCCUCUUUCACUUACCUACACCACCGAGGAGGCAUUCAAACCCCUUGACCUCGAUCUACACAUCCGCAUUUUGAAGGACGACAUCUAUGACCUCACCGAGCUCCAAAGCUAUACCGCCUGGCUCCUUGGUAAAACUGUCGAGCGUCUUAAGAAUCGCCUUGGCCGACGAGUUUGGCAAGGAAAGAAUAUCUAUUCCGUUUCUACAGGCGCGCGCCGAACGGUUACUCCAGAGUGCUGGGAUGAACGAGUUGUGUACAAGUUGUUAUCGGAAGAGGCAAAGACUUAUAAUCGGGCAAAAGAGAUGGACAGAGAGUUGGAUGAGAAGAGAGGACGUACCAAGAUACGUAAAAGCUGGUCUAAGAAGGACUUUUUCUCGCCAAAUUGAAGUUGAAGGGAGAAAUCUGCUCGGGUUUGGGGAUUUUGCGUUCGGCCUACUCGGCUGGGUCGAUCGAUUUACACUAAGUCGUUUGCUUUGAUUUUUCCAUUCUCAAGAUACAACUUUGUGCGAUUCUCUCCCUUCGUUUCCUCCGAGGUACUUGGUUGCAUUCACCUCAGUCACGAGGAAACCCGAGGAUGGCCGAAAGGGUUGUCCCUUCCCGUCUACGAUUGGCAGGUCCGGGAUGAGGGUGGUAGAUCAGAACAUAGAUGAAUUAUCGAGGAUCAGUUUGCGUUGGUACUGUCAGAUUUAGAUACCAAGUUUCCUGAAUACAAUGGAGAUGUCGUGAUUGAGUAAACGGAGUUAUUGGUGCCGG